AAGUAGCUUCCGAAGACACCUUCUAAAAGUUUAAAGUUCUUUUCCUGGAUGAGUGGAUGUGCCAAAGAACAGAUAAAAAUGAGCGGUCUUGGAACAAAACCAAGCGACAAAAAAUAUCCUGGCUUUUCGCAAGAAAAGGAGGGGAAAUGGACGGGACCUUUCCUAUUUAUACACGGUGCUGAUACCCAGCUGGGCCUAAAAGAUAAUUGGAAUAAGGUUCCAGAGGAAAAUCAAAAUUGGCAAGACGAAAUUGAACUGACAAAACUUGCCAUUAGAUGUGCCAAUGAACUUCGACCCAGGCCGAGAUUUUUUGUUGUCUGCGGUGAUAUGAUUGAUGCUUUUCCAGGCACAAGAAAUUAUGAGGCACAGUUUGCAGAUUUUAAGAGAGCAUUCCAGCAGUUGGACCCUGAGAUACCAUUGGUUUGUGUCUGUGGCAACCAUGAUAUUGGCGACCAACCCACUGUUGAGAGCAUCACUAAAUAUAGAAGCAAUUAUGGCGAUGAUUAUUACAGUUUUUGGGUUGGAGGUACAUUAUUUAUCGUCUUGAACAGCCAGUAUUAUAAAGAUAGCACUUUGGUGGAUGACAUGAAAAAUGAUCAUGAUUUGUGGCUUGAUGAGCAAUUAAAACUGGCAAAAACUGCCAAGCACACAGUUGUUUUCCAACACAUUCCAUGGUUUUUGAAGAGUGUUGAAGAACAAGAUGAAUACUUUAACCUGUGUAAGAAGGACAGAGUAGAAAUUCUAGAAAAGUUAAAAGAUGCUGGUGUGAAAUAUGUGUUUGCAGGACAUUAUCAUAGAAAUGCUGGAGGUUUUGAUGGUGAUUUAGAAAUGAUUGUUACCAGUGCAAUAGGGUUUCCACUCGGCAAAGAUAAACGAGGAAUGCGUGUGGUUAGUGUUAAAGAGAGUGAAAUUCAGCAUACCUUUGAACAUUUAGAUAAUUUUCCCAAAAAUGUAGAAUUGUAAUAAAAUUUGAACAGAUCUUCAUAGUUGACUUGGGUUGUGUUGUAUAUAAAUUUAAUGUAAUAAUUCAUUUAGUAAAUAAAAUGCAUUUGCAAAUGA
Messenger RNA from Dendronephthya gigantea, 1059 nucleotides. RefSeq names its product serine/threonine-protein phosphatase CPPED1-like. The transcript has 2 exons. The coding region runs from base 49 to 963 and encodes 304 amino acids. NCBI's taxonomy places the organism in Eukaryota, Metazoa, Cnidaria, Anthozoa, Malacalcyonacea, Nephtheidae. The record is from RefSeq and is a predicted model, not a curated record. Gene Ontology annotation, molecular function: hydrolase activity.